Molecule: messenger RNA, 4959 nt
Organism: Xiphias gladius (swordfish)
Lineage: Eukaryota; Metazoa; Chordata; Actinopteri; Istiophoriformes; Xiphiidae
Gene: raph1a
Product: Ras association (RalGDS/AF-6) and pleckstrin homology domains 1a
Biological process (GO): signal transduction
Cellular component (GO): cytosol; plasma membrane
Source: RefSeq, a predicted model, not a curated record
CCAGAAGUGGUCGCUCUUGCCUGCCUCUAACUUGACGCCAGUGUUAUCGGUGUCGGGAUUCAGUGUGGCAGCAGGGGGAAAUCUGGGAUAUCUGGGAAAGGGGAGUCGGUGAAAAACCCGGACUAAACCGGCAGAAAUCCCGACGAAGCUUCGCCCGUUACGACGCGGGGUCUCCCGGCGGACGCCUCUCCACCGUCUCCCCGCUGCUGGCUGCGGUCUUUCUCCCAGAUAUCUCCCCGGAUCCGCACGAUGGACCAGUUGUCGGAUGAGGAGGUGGAGGUCAGGGAGGAAGAGGAGGAGGAAGAGGAGGACAGCGACAAGGAGGACCAGGACCUGGAUAAGAUGUUUGGAGCCUGGCUGGGAGAGCUGGACAAACUCACGCAGAGUCUGGAUGACGGUCGCCCGGAGCGGCCUCCUCAGCAGAAAGCGCCCCUCAGACAGGAGACCAACAUGGCCAACUUCUCCUACAGAUUCUCCAUCUACAACAUCAAUGAGGCGUUGAAUCAGGGGGAGAACGUGGAUCUGGACGCUCUCAUGGCUGAUCUCUGCUCCAUCGAACAGGAACUCAGCACUGUCAACGCAAAGCCUCACGGCGCUGGCGGCAUGGCUCGCCUGGGGCUGACCGACACCAAGGUCCGUCAGAAACCUCCAGCAGGGCGCAGUAGCAGGCAGCAGCCAGCAGGGAGCGGCGGCGGUGGCGGCGGCGGCGGCGGCAGCUGUAGCAACAGUGUCAGCGGCGGGGGGGGCAGCAGCGGGGCAAGCAGUAGCAGCAGCAGCACCAGGGCGUCGCCUGCCGGCACUAUCAGAGCUCCCGCCGGGCACCACGGGAGAACGGCGCUGGCCUCUAACUUCAGUCUGGACGACAUCACGGCCCAGCUGGAGAAGGCGUCUCUCAGUAUGGACGAAGCCGCUCGUCAAACCUCCUCCCACUCUCUCGGCUCCGCCGCCGCCUACGCAUCGGCCACGAUGCGGCGGCCCGUGUCCUCUCAGCGCCAGCAUCGACGCACGGGAUCAGUUGGCACGGUCAGCGAACAUGAGGUGCAUUCAAUUGUCCACUCCUCGCGCUCCUCCGUCACCUCGGCAUCUGGGGUCUCCGUCAACUCCGCUUCUUCCAUGGAUUCGUUGGACAGUGUCCUCCGCACCAGCGAAUCAGACGGUCAGCAGUCUUCGGUUCCGGCGGAGGGAGCCAGCCGAGGUCACCACAGCACAGAGCACUCCUAUCUGGACAGGGAAACCUCUCUGAUUCUGAGAAACAUAGCAGGAAAACCUACCCACCUGCUGACCAAGGAGGAGCAGGCUGCCAAACUAAAGGCAGAAAACAUCCGAGUCGCCCUGGAGAAGAUCAAGGAGGCCCAGGUGAAGAAGUUGGUGAUCCGCGUUCAUCUGUCAGACGAGAGCUCGAAGACCAUGAUGGUGGACGAGAGACAGACGGUCAGACAGGUUCUGGACAGUUUGCUGGAGAAAUCUCACUGUGGCUACAGUCCAGACUGGUCUCUGGUGGAAACCAUCAGCGAGCUGCAGAUGGAGCGGAUCUUCGAGGAUCAUGAGAACCUGGUGGAGAACCUGCUGAACUGGACCAGAGACAGCCAGAACCGCCUGAUGUUCACAGAGCGCAUCGAGAAGUAUGCCCUGUUCAAAAACCCCCAGAACUAUUUGUUGGGGCGGAAGGAGACGUGUGAGAUGGCUGAAAGAAACAAAGAGGCGCUGUUAGAGGAGUGUUUCGGCGGCAGCUCGGUGUCCGUCCCGGAGAUGGAGGGAGUGUUGUGGCUGAAAGAGGAUGGGAAAAAGUCGUGGAAGAAACGCUACUUCCUGCUAAGGGCCUCCGGCAUCUACUACGUCCCCAAGGGCAAGGCCAAGGCGUCCAGAGACCUGGUGUGUUUUCUCCAGUUGGAUCAUGUUAACGUCUACCACGGCCAGGACUACAAGAGCAAGUACAAGGCUCCUACAGACUACUGCAUGGUGCUGAAGCACCCUCAGAUCCAGAAGAAGUCGCAGUACAUCAAGUACCUCUGUUGCGAUGAUGUCAGAACCCUCCAACAAUGGAUCAACAGCAUUCGCAUCGCCAAGUACGGGAAGCAGCUGUACAUCAAUUUCCAGGAGGCAAUGAGGAGGACGGAGGCGGCCUACGACUGGUCUUCCCUCUCGUCUUCCUCCAUCAAGUCAGGAUCCAGCUCCUCCAGCCUUCCAGAGUCUCAGUCCAACCACUCCAGCCAAUCGGACAGCGGCGUUUCAGAGAUCAUGUCAACGGGCCACACCCGCUCCCAGAGUGUUGUCAGCUCCAUCUUCUCCGAUGCCUGGAGGAGAGGGACGCAAGGAGAGAUGAUGAAGAUCGACCCUAUCAGUAGGCCUAUCCCUCUCCAGAUACCUACCCUCUCCCCCCAACCCCUCCCUCUCUCUCAGCCUCAGACCCCACCCUCCCGGACCAGCUACACUGACGGCCUCAUCCCAUCUGAGGAUUCCUCCCCAUCACCACCCUCGCCUCCUCCACCUCCACCUGUCGUCGCAAGUGUGGCCCUUCAGCCAGCACCUACCUCCUCAUACGUCAAGUACAGCACACUGGCUCGCCUGCAGAGCCAGAACCAGUCAAGGACACAGUUGCCAGGAGCCACCACACCCGCCCUUCCGAUCCAGUCUACCAAACCAAACUACAAUACCCUCCCAGCUGCUUACAGCACCUACCCUCCAUUACCACCAUCUCCACCAUCUCCUCCCCCUCCUCCUCCACCCACAGUGCCGAUUCCUGGCUCAGCCAUGGCUGUAUUGAAAUUUGGUCCACCAAGCCCCUCUGCUCUCCCACCACCACCCCCACUGGAGGAGGAGUUGCAGGAGCCCUCCUACCUCCCACCUCCUCCACCAGAGAGCCUGGAGGCCAAUGGGUUGCCGCCUCCUCCCCCUCCAGAGCCCAUCCCCAACUCCUUCCCACAACUCUCCAACACUGGCCUCCAGCAGUUCCUGGCACAAAAGUUUCCCAACAUGGUGUACGACUUUAGCCCGGCAGUAAGCGACGAUAAUUCUCCUCCUCCUCCACCACCUCCAGCUGAGCUUUCUCCUCCUGCCUCCCUGCAGGCUCUACAGCCUCUGUCCCCCAAGCCCCCCCCUGCCCCUCCCAAAACCUUUACUGGUGGUUUUCCCCCUCAAACUGCUCCCAAACCUUCAGGUCCCUCUUCCCUUCCAAUUGCCCUCUCACCUGUGUCACCAACACCUCCCCAUAGUGGCCACGGGCCAGUUAAAAAGCAGCAGAGUUUCUCAACUGGACAUUCCCCGAAUCAGGCACCUCCCACUCUGCCAAAGCAGCACAGCCUCUCCUCCAAAAACCUUGCUCUCUCUCCUUCUUCCGCCUCUACUGCCGUCUCAAUUGCGGCCGCUACCUCUUCUUUGGUCAAACAGAUUGUCAAUCAGUUCCCAGGUAAUGCUGCCCCUUCCUCUCUGUCUGCCUCCAACUCCAUGGAAGGAUCUAAAUUCACUGCUCCUCAGUCUCCUCCAGCGGUCAAGGCCAAACCAAAGUGGCAGCCAGGAGGGGUUGUAGCUCCACAGUCCCCAGAGUUCCCCCCACCACCUCCUGACAGCUCCCUAGGAGAUUUCCCUCCUCCUCCUUCAUCCUCCUCCAAGACGGGCUCCCCUAUAAAAAAGUCGCCUUCCACCUCAUCCACAGGAUCCACCAAGCGAGGGCCUCCGCCAACCCCCCAGCGAGCUUCCUCCAUCCGGUCUAGUUCUGGCGAGACCCAAGAUGAAAGGCCAAAGAAGGUGGAGAGCCUGGUGAACAAAUUUGGUCAAGCUCCUCAGACAGGUACCUCGUCCAGCUCCUCGUCAGCGACAGGGUCUCCUUCAAAGGAUUCCCCUGCACUUCCUGCUCCACUCCCUAAGCCGGGGAAGCUGAACUUGGCGAACCUCCCAUUGGCGCUCCAGGGGCUGCAAACGGGCCAGCACCAUCAGCCUUCUGACUUCCCAUCCCCUCCUCCCCCACCUCCCCCCUCCCAGCCUCUACACCUAGAGUCAUCUCCUGACUACUUCCCGCCUCCCCCCAGUGACUUUGAGCUUUUCCCUCCUCCUCCCCACCCAUCAGAGUUCCAUCAGCCCCCUAAGGUCGCUGUUGUGAACCCCCAGCCUCAGAUGCAGCCUCAUCAACAGUCAGCAACCUCCUCCUUGUCGUCUUCAUGGAAACAAAGCUCGCUGAAAAAGGGGGCAGUCCCUCCUCCAACACUGAACCGGCGGACCAGCACCGUGACCCAGUAUGACAAUACAACUUCAGUGCCCCUCUCACCGCCACCUCUGUCUCAGACACCACCACCUUCCCUGUCCUCUUACUCUUCCUCUUCUGCUCCUGUGCCCCCCACCUCCCCCAAAUCAGCAGGGCCGGUCUCCCUGGCACUAAAGCCUCACUUCCUGGAAGACCUCAACCGCACCCUUAAGAGGAAGUCAGUGUCUCGCCACGGCUCACUCACCUCUUCCCACCUCAUCUCCUCCUCUAAGAUGGAGCCCGUGGGCACCAUGGACGACAUGGCACUCCUCCCGCCACCCCCUCCGGAGCUCCUGCAGCAGCAGCAGCAGGGUGUCCGAGGACACUCCCACACUUUGUCUCGCCACCACACGCACUCCCACUCCACCAAACAUGCCAACAUCUCAGGCUAUGCAACGCUGCGGCGAGGCCCUCCUCCCGCUCCUCCAAAAAGGGACCAAAGCACCAAACUGACCAGUGAGUGGUAGGGAGCAAGGACACUGGGUGGAGCCUAAAGAACUGAACUGACUAUUUAGGUCUCUUCGUUACGGCAGAGAAGAAAUAAUCAAUGUCUGUCUUGACUUGUCUGUCUCUCUUCAUCCUAAAACAUCCACCCUUGGAUCUCCAAGCAAGUAGCAAGCCCUGUUUCCUAACCCUAAUCUCAGAUUAUGAUUGUUCCUAUAUCCUCAUUAUUACUAUCAUUACCAAUACAUGUUUAAUCCAAUGACAUGAUUAAAUAUAUA